Molecule: messenger RNA, 3185 nt
Organism: Microplitis demolitor
Lineage: Eukaryota; Metazoa; Arthropoda; Insecta; Hymenoptera; Braconidae
Product: Insect allergen related repeat, nitrile-specifier detoxification domain-containing protein
Exons: 2
Coding region: 51-3122 (1023 amino acids)
Source: RefSeq, a predicted model, not a curated record
AGAAUUUAAAUCUCAGUAAUGUGAAUCAGCUACCGGCAAACCACUUCACAAUGAAGUUAUCAUUAAUACUGCUGCUAAUCUUCGGACUAGCAUUCUCUAUUAAUGUAAGAGGAAGUCCUGUAAAGAGCAAACGUUCGCUACAUGACGACCUGGAUGAUUUUUUGGCACUGGUUCCCAAAGACAGAGUAGUAGAUAUAUUUUUUGAUUACUUGGAAAACGAUGAAGAAGUUCAGGCGACAAUUUUGUACUUAUCGGGUGCUGAGUUCCAUGAAUUAGUUAAGGUUAUCGAAGAAAUGGAUUACGUGAGAGCGUUAUUGAAAUAUUUAGACGAAUCUGGGCUAAAUGUUUACCGGAUUCUCAACGUGUUGCAUCAAUUCAUCGGAAUGGACCCUUUCCAAUCAUUGGAAUCAAAUAAACCGGCACUGAGACGAACUGGAGGUAUGGCUGGUUUGCUGACAGACAUUAUGGACACACUUCCGGUUGACGAAUUCAGAAAACUGUAUCACCAUAAAUUAGAAAACUCUGUUGAAUUUAAAAAUUUAGUCGAACGUCUACAGUCUGAUGAAUUUCAAGCCGUUAUCAAUGCGCUGUUUUCUAAUGAGGAGUUUAAACACAUUUUGGAAAAAGUUUCAGCAGCUGGAGUUGAUGUUGAUACUAUUCUUAGAAUUCUGUCUUUAAUGUUUGAUCUUGAAUUUCCGGUGUAUCGUAAUAUGCAGGUGAGAUCUUCACGGACUCUAAACGACGACUUAUUUGACUUUGUAGGACUUCUGCCGCUGGAGGAAAUAACAAGGGUUGUUAAUCGUUACAUACAGUAUGAUGAAGAAGUUAAAUCAGUAAUUGAAUACAUCCAGAGUGUUAAAUUUCGUGAAUUUGUUAAGUUAGUUGAAGAAAUAGAAGAUGUGAUUCUUUUCUAUGAUUAUCUACACGAAUCAGGUCUAAAUGUUUAUGAUCUUGUUAACAAAUUACAUGAAUUUAUCGGACUACCAGCACUGAUUCCACCAACAAAAUCAUUGUCAUUAAAAAGCGCCCCUACAAAUGGAGUGGCUGGUCUUAUUGCUGAAGUCAAAGCUCUUCUUCCUCUAGAAGACAUUAAAGUGAUGUAUUACAACAAAUUAGAAACAUCUGCUGAGUUCAAACAACUUGUCGAACGUCUUCAGUCACCGAAAUUCCAAAAAAUUAUUGAUACGCUUAUUGUGAACGAAGAAUUUCAAGCAAUUCUUGCAGAAGCCAAAAGCUUCGGUCUUGACGUCAAAGCUGUCGCAGAUUUACUUUCAACUGUUUUUGGUCUUGAAUUUCCAGAAAAGCGUCAUUUGCUUGUGAGACCAACACGCGCUUUACACGAUGACUUGGAUGAUUUCAUAGGGCUUUUGCCACUGGAGGAAAUAACAAUAGUCGUUUAUCGUUAUUUGCAAAAUGAUGAAGAAGUUAAAUCAGUAAUCGAUUAUGUCCAGAGUGAUGAAUUUCGUGAAUUUGUUAAGCUAAUUGAAGAAAUAGAAGAUGUGAUUCGUUUCUAUGAUUAUCUACACGAAUCAGGUCUAAAUGUUUAUGAUCUAAUUAAUAAAUUACAUGACUUUAUUGGACUGCCAGCACUGUUUCCACCAACAAAAUCAUUGUCAUUAAAAAGUGUCUCUACAUAUGGAGUAGCUGGUCUUAUUGCUGAAAUAAAAACACUUCUUCCUCUAGAAGACAUUAAAGUGAUGUACUACAAUAAAUUAGAAACAUCUGCUGAGUUCAAACAACUUGUCGAACGUCUUCAGUCACCGAAAUUCCAAGUAAUCAUUGAUACUCUUAUCGCAAAUGAAGAAUUCCAAGCCAUGCUUGCAGCAGCCAAAAACUUUGGUGUUGAUGUCAGAGCCGUCGCAGAUUUACUUUCAACUAUUUUCGGUCUCGAAUUCCCGUCAAGCCGUCUUAGUCGCAGAAGUCAAAGUGUUGAUGAACAUUUGGCGGAUUUUCUUUGGCUAUUGCCCUUUGACAAAAUCGCUAUAAUUAGCUUCCGUUACAUCUACAAUGAUCCAGAAGUUUUGCAAGCUGUUCAGUUCAUUAAAUCGCAAGAGUUCACAGAUCUAGUGAUCGAAGUUCAACAAGAUCCUGAUGUUCAGGAGCUUGCUAAUUAUGUGGAAAAUUCCGGCGGGAAUCUUCAAACUGUGUUUGACCUUAUCAAUGAUUUUUUGGGAAUAUCAUUAAAGUCAAAACACCAUUCAACUUCAUUAAGCACCAAAAAAGGCGGUGUUCAGGCCAUGUUGAAUGAAAUCCGAAAAGUAAUACCUUACAAUGAAAUUCGGGCUCUCUACGAAGAGAAAAUCCAAACUUCUGAAGAGUUCAGAUAUUUUACCGAGCGUCUUGAAGCUCCGGAAUUCCAGGCAAUAAUUGAUAAAUUAGUUGUUAAUGAAAAUUUAAUAGAAUUAGGUUAUCAAGCUGAAGCUCACGGUAUUAACAUUAAUCACAUUACCAAAUUUCUCAGCGACUUGUUUGGUUUGAAAUUCCCAAACUCAUCUCAACAUCCCAGUAAUUUUCUUAAUAAACGCGCAGUCAAAAAUCUUAACAAUGACCUGGAUGAUUUUUUUGAUCUAAUUCCAGUUGAAGAUAUAAUCGUUACUGCCGUCGAGUACGUUUUACACGACGAAGAAGUUCAGCAUGCAGUCAUAUAUCUACGUUCCGAGGAAUACAAAGCUCUUGAUCGCGCUCUCCAUGAAAUUUCAGAGUACAAAGAAAUUUUGGACGAGUUAGCUGCUGUUGGAUUCAACAUUGACCGAUGGAUCAGUGAAGUCCACAGCUUUCUCGGCAUUGAUAACUCUCAUCUCCGUUAUCAUAAUAAGUACGAAAGAAUAAACAAAUCUGGAAUUGCUGGUCUAGUUGAAUCUAUCAAAUCAUUGCUUCCUUACGAAAAAAUAAAUCACCUUUACCAUGAGAAAAUAGAAACCUCGGAGGAUUUCAAAAUGUUCGUGCAAGUCAUCAAGUCAGAGAAAUUCCAGACACUCACGAAUAAACUUUUUGACAACAAAGAAUUCCAACAUUUACUUCAUCAAGCUCAAGAGUACGGCAUUAAUCUAAUGGCUAUCUCGGACUUUUUUUUACGUGUUUUCGGAAUCACAACUCCGUCAGGAGUAAUUGGACCCUUGUAAAAAUUAUUUAAUGUAAUUAUGUAUAAAAAUAAAUGAUUAUUGUCUAGAUUAUUAUUAAAGUAA